AUGCAUUGCUUAUUGUCCAUAAUCUCGCUAGUGACUCUGCUCCCUUGUUUCACUCUUGCAUCUUCACCUGUAGUUACCACCAAGAAUGGCACCGUACAAGGUCGUCACUCUCCCGAGUGGGAUCAGGAUUUCUUUCUAGGCAUCCCUUACGCUCAACCUCCCCUUGGAGAUUUGCGAUUCAAAUGGCCUCAGUCCAUAAAUACGUCUUUCUCAGGAGUCUUCGAUGCUUCUCGCUAUGGUUACAGCUGCUACCAGUAUGGAAGCAAUUUCAAUCUCAGCGAAGACUGUCUGACCAUCAACGGUACAUUGUGCUCUCUGUUCAUCUGUAUCACAGCUAACCAUCUUNNAGUCGUACGUCCCUCUGGUUACGAGAAUCAGACCCUGCCAGUUCUGGUCUGGAUAUAUGGUGGUGGCCUCACGCUAGGUAGUACCGCCGACCCGCAGUACAAUCUGAGCGGCAUCGUAGAGGCUUCAACACUGACGGAGAAUCCAUUCAUUGCGGUCAGCAUGAACUAUCGGCUCGGCGUGUGGGGCUUCCUCAACACUCCAGUCGUUCAUGCUGAAGGUUCUUCAAAUGCAGGACUGCUCGACCAGAGACUUGGGCUUCGAUGGGUUCAGGAGAACAUAAUCUCGUUUGGCGGCGACCCUGCGCGAGUGACUGUGUGGGGAGAGAGUGCCGGAGCUCAAAGCAUUGGCUUACACCUGACCAGCUACGGUGGCCGCAACGACAACCUCUUUCACGCUGCUGUCCUAGAAUCUGGAGGUCCCGAAGGUGCUAGUCUAAACACACUGCCCUUUUACUCUGCUGCCACAGACAAUCUGACGAGGACUGUGGGAUGCCCCAGAACCUGGACCGACCCCUCUCAACUUGCUUGUCUACGCAAUCUCAGCUCGGAAGCACUGUUUACUUCUAACUACACUGUCGUGUGGAACCCCAUUGUUGAUGGCGACUUUCUGACGGAUUAUCCCUCAUCUCUGCUAGCACAAGACAAGUUCAUUCGUGUACCGUUGCUUACUGGCGCAAAUACCGACGAGGGGGUUAGUUUCAGCGUGCAGAAACUCAACACUACGACCGACGUCUAUAACUCUCUCUUCUACUGGCGCAACUACGCUUUGUCUCCUCCUAGCAUUCGGAAACUAUUGCAGCUCUACCCCAACGAUCCUGCUAUAGAGCCUCCAUACGCCAACCAUGCAAAUGUCACAUAUCCUGCAUUUGGACAGCAGUGGCGACGUUCUGCUGCAAUUGGAGGUGAUCUCGUCAUGAUAGCACAAAGACGCAGGAUGGCAGAGCUCUAUACUAUAGCUGGCCAGAAAGUCUUUUCCUACCGCUUCGACACACCUCUGUACAACGCCACGGUACCUGGUUCAGUCAAGCACUUUGACAAUGUCAUGUUCAGUUUCCAAAACAUCUCGGGAGCCAUGGGACCUCUACCACAGUAUCAGCACUACAAAACAUUGAGCACUGGUAUCGGAAAGCUAUACGCCAACUUUGUGGGUACACACAACCCGAAUGGCAUCAACACAACGAACAGCACUGGCUUGCCUCAUUGGCCUCAGUAUAGUAUCCAUGCACCUACAAACUUGGUCUUGAAUGCCACUGGCAGUUUUUUCGAGGCAGACACGUUCCGCAAAGAAGGUAUCAGCUUCAUCAACAGUAUUUGGCGGGAAUUGUUGGCAUAA
This is a messenger RNA of Aureobasidium vineae, 1680 nucleotides long. NCBI's taxonomy places the organism in Eukaryota, Fungi, Ascomycota, Dothideomycetes, Dothideales, Saccotheciaceae. The record is from the annotation of a GenBank genome assembly.